GUAUUCUCCAACGAGUCCUGCAUACUCUCCUACGAGCCCCGCAUAUUCCCCGACGAGUCCAGCGUACUCUCCCACAAGCCCAGCGUACUCCCCGACAAGCCCAGCGUAUUCCCCGACUAGCCCUGCGUAUUCCCCGACGAGCCCGGCGUAUUCUCCUACGAGCCCAGCGUACUCCCCGACGAGUCCGGCUUAUUCUCCAACGAGUCCUGCGUACUCUCCUACAAGUCCUGCUUACUCCCCAACGAGUCCAGCGUACUCCCCGACGAGUCCGGCCUACUCCCCGACGAGUCCGGCGUAUUCGCCAACAUCUCCGUCGUACUCUCCUACCUCACCCGCGUAUAGCCCGACGAGUCCGGCGUACUCUCCAACCUCUCCUGCGUACAGCCCGACGUCCCCUGCCUAUUCCCCUACGUCCCCAGCGUACUACCAUCCUUUAGUCACUAGUAGCGAUGAAGGUCCUGUCGUCAGGUACUCUCCUACGUCGCCAGCCUACUCGAACACCUCCCCAUC
Messenger RNA from Perkinsus marinus ATCC 50983, 510 nucleotides. RefSeq names its product P35 antigen, putative. The record is from RefSeq and is a predicted model, not a curated record. Gene Ontology annotation, molecular function: DNA binding. The transcript is spliced from 3 exons. Gene Ontology annotation, biological process: transcription by RNA polymerase II. NCBI's taxonomy places the organism in Eukaryota, Perkinsozoa, Perkinsida, Perkinsidae. The annotation marks the transcript as partial.